Messenger RNA from Poeciliopsis prolifica (blackstripe livebearer), 1423 nucleotides. RefSeq names its product complement receptor type 2-like. The transcript has 12 exons. The record is from RefSeq and is a predicted model, not a curated record. The coding region runs from base 154 to 1272 and encodes 372 amino acids. NCBI's taxonomy places the organism in Eukaryota, Metazoa, Chordata, Actinopteri, Cyprinodontiformes, Poeciliidae.
UCCCUCUAGUAACUAAAGAAAGUGAAUUGACUUCAAUGGAAGGAGAAUCAUUUCCACCGUGAGGAGCGUCUCUACACACCACAUUUCCAUGACUAAAGUUGGACUGAUGUAGAGGCAGCUUCAUCCGGAUGGUUUGUAUUUCCUUCCACAUCUAUGAAGGGUUUAGUUGACAUCGGCAGACAGAGAAAACUCCUUAUCCUGUGCCUAUUUAUCGGGAACGUUGCAGCUGAUUGUCCCAUACCUGAGUUUGGAGAGCUCACAGUUCUCACAGAGGAAUCCCUUCGAAAACAUCAUUUCCCUCAUGGUACUGUGAUCACAUAUGAGUGCAAACGUGGAAAUGAGAAAGUAAGUGGCACUGGGGAGAUGACCUGCGUCAAUGGCAAGUGGACCGAGCCAGACAUCAAGUGCAGGCGAAAAGACUGUGGUCCCCCUGUACCAGAACCACACAUGAUAUUUAACCUCAGGCAAGGGACUCUGUAUGGUGCAUACGCAUAUAUAACCUGUGAAAAAGGUUACAGGGUCAUGGGAUGGGGCUACAAAAAGUGCUUAGGCUCACAUUGGGUUGGACAUGGAAGUUGUACCAUUGUUCAUUGUUUCAAACCCACCAAAGUGGAAAAUGGAAAACAUACAUGGAGAACACACAAGGCACCACAUUAUAAUCAAACGAUACAUUUCUCGUGUCGCAAAGGAUACACCCUGAUUGGGAAUAAAACCAUUAGGUGUACUCAUACUGGCAGAUAUGAUUCUAAGCAACCACAAUGCAUCGCUGAUUGUCAAAAACCUAAAAAUGGAAAAUACAUAGUUAUCAGAAAGGAAUUCCUUCAAAUACAAAUAUUCCCUAAUGGUACUGUGAUCAGUUAUAAGUGUAGAGUUGGAAAUGACAAAGUAAAUGGCACUGGGGAGAUGACCUGCGUCAAUGGGAAGUGGACCAAGCCAGACAUCACCUGCAGGCGGAAAGACUGUGGUCCCCCUGAACCACAACCACACAUGAUAUUUGACACCAGCAAGGGGACUCUAUUUGGUGCAAAGGUUUAUAUGUCUUGUGAAGAAGGUUACCGGCUCAAUGGACCGAGCUCCAAACAGUGCCUUGACACAGGAUGGUUUGGACCUGCAAAUUGUGAAGAACAUAGACUUGUAACCCCGGUGUUAAUAUUUGCGGCAGUUGGCUGUUCAGUUGGAUUUAUUUUCAACAUCUUUUGUAUUUGGAGGCGAUGUUCACAUGAAACUCGAGAAGAGCUGAUGUUGGAGCCAUUACAGUUCCACACUCUUUAAGUAUCCUUCUUCAUUCAGUUGGAACUGGACCCAGCUGUUGGGACAUUUACUACAGAUGAAGGACUGCCGAACUCUGAGCGCCUUACCAAGCCUUGGAUAAGCCUUUGACGUCUGCAUCGUUUUAUACAGUAAUUGGUUUUACCAAAUUAGU